AUGAUCUCUAAACUUCUAAGUGGAAACCGUAGGUUAAGGACCCCCUUUCCUUUUUUAUCUAGCUUAGCUAGCAAUAAAAGAUUUCAAACCACAAGGACCACAAUUCCCGAAGAAGACUUACCAGAAACAGUUACCAUUAUUCCAACGGUUUCUGAAUUAACUAAUGCUGAGGACUUUUUACCUGAUAAAGAUGUGUCAUUGGUUGGUCAUUUACAAGCUCGUUAUUUGGUUGAAUCGAUAACGAACGAUUUAUUAUUUAAGUGGACCGAGCCAUCGUCUGAAAAGAAGUUUAAGUUAUACUGUGGAGCUGAUCCAACCGCCGAAUCUUUACAUUUAGGAAACUUGUUGCCGUUAAUGGUCCUACUUCAUUUUAAUUUGAGGGGUCAUGAUGUCGUAGGCUUGGUUGGUGGUGCCACUGGUGCCGUUGGUGAUCCAAGUGGCCGUACGACCGAGAGAACUCAUUUAGCCGAAGAGAAAAGAGUAGACAACGUAAAUAAAAUCCAAAAUCAAUUAUCUAAUUUUUUGAAACAAGGUGUCGAGUAUGCCAAGUCAAGAAAAUUUCCUAUUGAAGAACAAGGACAAGUGUUUACGGAAAACAACGCCAGCUGGUGGAAAUCCAUCAAAAUUUUAGACUUUUUAUCUACAUAUGGGAAACAUAUUAGGGUAUCCGCCAUGUUGGGGCGUGAUUCUAUUCAAUCUAGAUUAAAGUCUGAGAAUGGCUUGGGAUUUAAUGAAUUUUCUUAUCAGAUAUUGCAGGCAUAUGAUUUUUGGCAUUUGUUCAAAAAUCAUAAAGUGAACUUACAAAUAGGAGGAAAUGAUCAAUGGGGUAAUAUAACUGCCGGUGUUGAUUUAAUUUCUAGACUACAGAAAAAUUUUAACAGGACUGCAAAGUCUAAUGAAAAAGUUGAAGAAGAACCCUCAUUUGGAAUGACAGUUCCAUUAUUAACAACCCCAACAGGCGAGAAGUUCGGUAAAUCUGCUGGUAAUGCGAUAUUCAUAAGUGAAAAGUUAACUACACCUUACCAAUUAUAUCAGUACUUUAUUAAUACGCCAGAUGAAUUAGUUGCAAAACUCUUGAAAGUAUUUACAAUUUUGCCAAUGUCCACGAUAGAGAAAAUCAUUCUGAAACACAAUGAGGAUCCAGGGGUUAGAGCAGCGCAGAGAAUUUUGGCUCGUGAGGUGACUGACUUGAUUCAUGGUAAUGGAACGGGAGAUGAAAUGGCGUAUGUAACAAGCUUUCUCUUUCCUACACCUGAUCAGCCGUUCAUUGAUGAUAUUUCGGCAGAUAAAUUAAUUCGAGUAUUUGACAAGUCUGGUAUUUUGGUAAGAUUUAAAUUCGAUGAUUUUAAUAUUGAUGAUUUAAAAUUAAGCACUUUAUUGGCGAAAGUUAUGAAAAAAUCAAAGACUGAAACCAAAAAUUUGAUUUCAGCUGGGGGAAUUUAUUUGGGACUUGAUAGAAACCAACAUAUUGACCCAGAAGAUGUGGUUUUAUUUGACAGAGAUCAUUUAAUUGAUGGUAAGCUAUUACUUGUGAGAGCCGGAAAACAAAACUAUUACGUUGUCGAAUUCAGCUGA
Molecule: messenger RNA, 1575 nt
Organism: Debaryomyces fabryi
Lineage: Eukaryota; Fungi; Ascomycota; Pichiomycetes; Serinales; Debaryomycetaceae
Product: tyrosine--tRNA ligase
Exons: 1
Coding region: 1-1575 (524 amino acids)
Biological process (GO): tyrosyl-tRNA aminoacylation
Cellular component (GO): cytosol; mitochondrion
Molecular function (GO): ATP binding; RNA binding; tyrosine-tRNA ligase activity
Source: RefSeq, a predicted model, not a curated record